This is a messenger RNA of Heterobasidion irregulare TC 32-1, 707 nucleotides long. RefSeq lists its product as uncharacterized. The record is from RefSeq and is a predicted model, not a curated record. The transcript has 2 exons. Bases 172 to 666 code for a protein of 164 amino acids. Lineage: Eukaryota; Fungi; Basidiomycota; Agaricomycetes; Russulales; Bondarzewiaceae.
CCAAGAUAGGUGCGCAUCUCCGCCCAUAUUGCAUGAUCGUUUGUCUGACAACUAGGCUUGAUUUGCCACUGAGAUCGCUCUGGUGAUCAUCCUGUCAUCACCUACACCAACCAAACCGGCUCCACAGCAUCGCAAAGCUGCUCCAAGCUCAUCCUCGCAUUCCCCCCUGUCAUGCAUGCCCUCCAAGCUGCUAACCUCGACAUUUCCGCUGACGAAACCAUCGUGUUCUCUCCUGUCGGGAUCACCGAGUAUUGGUCAGGUGCCGUGAGCGUUGCAGCCCCCGGUGGCUUCAGGUAUGAAGCAGAGACAUACGAGGCUGUGGGUCAGCCUUCUGCGUUCGUCCGACUCUUCAACGAGUCAUCUGUUGCAACGACAUGGUCAUGGGGGAAAUACAGGGGCAGUCAGACGAUGGAAGAGGCGCGGAUACUCCUCAAAGAAACGCUUUCCAAAGUCAACAAGGACCCAAGAAAUGCGACGGAGUUGCCGCGUCCUGUCACCGAUGACGACAUCAAGGAGUUUGAGAAGUGGGACUAUUUCGCACACUACGAUCCGCGAGAGCUACGCGCGGGGUUUUAUGGCAAGUUUGAUGCAUUGCAAGGGAAGCAGAACACGUAUUAUGCAUCCUCCCCUAUGGCAAACCAUCGAUCACUUCUUCGUCACGAGUAGAAGAGAGGCGCCUUCGGUUACCUGGUGACUGCGGCACAACC